AUGGACAUUGUCAAGAGUAGAAACCAGACGACUGUAAGCGCAGAUAAGGAAGAUUCAGGGGACGAUCAGUUGUCGGAUAUGCACCACCAGCAGGCAUCGCCCGAUGAGACGGCGCGUAGCACGCGAGACAUUUCAAUGCGACGUAGUCAAAUGCAUCAGCUGAGCAUAUCAAGGCUAAACAGUACGGAGUCCAAUUUCAAGAUUCCGGUGACCUGCUCAGCUAAAAGUGAGGAGCAAAUGGACAAGGGGAAACCAGGUUGCAUGGAUCUCGCUCUAGCUGAGAAUACCGACCAGUCCUUGAACACCUUGAGGACUGCCCGUGGAAGUGACGACGGCAGCCAAUUAAACGCUACCAUGACCGACGUGGGGCCCGAAUUCUCGUUUUCUGCCUUCCCAUCGGCCUACUCCUCGCGACGCUUUUUUGCGAACACCGCACAACCACCUACACCACCACCACCGCCACAACCAACUCUACUCCAACCGGAAGGACGAGAGGUUUUCGGGCGGACCAGCAGCCCAACAGGGGUCGCAGUCACUGAGGCCUUCUUUCCACCAAGAGGCCUGCAGGAUUUUAGAGACCAAAGGCAUCAGCAG
Molecule: messenger RNA, 594 nt
Organism: Dibothriocephalus latus
Lineage: Eukaryota; Metazoa; Platyhelminthes; Cestoda; Diphyllobothriidea; Diphyllobothriidae
Source: the annotation of a GenBank genome assembly